Molecule: messenger RNA, 1871 nt
Organism: Ornithodoros turicata
Lineage: Eukaryota; Metazoa; Arthropoda; Arachnida; Ixodida; Argasidae
Exons: 12
Coding region: 222-1787 (521 amino acids)
Cellular component (GO): centrosome; spindle pole
Source: RefSeq, a predicted model, not a curated record
GAAAGCUACCUUGUGGCGAUUCCACGAAAUAUGUAUUAUUGCUGUUGUGUCUAACUUAUUAUGGGGGGAAUUUGAAUGUUGUGCCGGCAUUCUUGCAAAUCUUUGAAAGGGGUUUCCGAAAAAUCUCAUGAUGCUACGCUAGUGUUGCAACGUGUUGUUUGCUUCUGCAGGAGUUGUUUAAUAUUCAUUGCUUGUGAUCUUGCGUUGGGGCGGUUGGGGUGAUGGCAAUCUCCACAGAACUAGAGUGCAUUACCCUUGCCAACAAACUGAUUGUUGAUUGCCAGUUGGCGCACCCCCGAGUCAGUAGGAUGAGUGGGUUCUCAUCUCAACUCUUCUGCCAGCUCUUUGAAGCCAUAUGUGGUUCAUCUGUCUCUGACUUGAAGCGGAACCCGCAGUCAGAAGUGGAUGAAAUAUUAAUGAUGCAAGAAUUGAUUGAUACCCUGUCUCAAGAUGUCCUUCAGCUGUCACUGUCACAUAUCAGUGGUCGUGAUGUCAUCUCCAGGGACCCUCGCUCCGUGCUCGAUAUCCUGCAGGUCCUAGGUGCAUGUCUUGCACUCCAAUCUUCUCCGGAGAUAUCAACAUUGAGUGAACCAAGCAGACACUCUACAACUUGUAGCGUUUCUGAGGCCUCUUUUGACAAGGGUUCCAGCAGUAGUGCGUCCUGUGGGUCCCCAUGUGUGGUGUGCACAUACAUGAACAAUCGCUCUCGUGAGAUGCAUAUGCAACAUCCUGGAGAAAGUGGAAUGGCUGCUCCUAGCUCUAAGAGUGAGGAAAGGAAAGCAUCUGCCGUUCCAGAAAGGAAACAAAUGCCUAAUGAGAAGUCAGGAAAGCCAUUUGUAGAAAUGCAUGACACGAGCCACCCAUAUUGGUUGAGAAGUUCACCAGAAUUGCACAUGCCAUCCAUUUCAACAGUCGACCAACAUAUUCCUCAGUGUCUGGGUGACCAAACACGCAAGAAAAAAAGGUUAAAGAUGGCUCAGAAGUCAGUGUUGUGGCCGUGUGACACAAGAAGAAUGAGGACACGCUCCAAACAUCAAAGAUACCAGCCCGACAAGAAAACUAGUGGUCAUACGUCACUUGAAGAAGAAGGGGAGAUACUGACUCCACAUUCUGAGAGAGUGCUCCAGAAAUUAAACGAGCAGCAGGCAAUAUUUGCAGCACGGUGCUGCGUGAGGCAAACUUCGAUAGCCCAACUGAAUAAACAAUACGUUCAACAGCUCAAUAGCCAUCUGGAGCAUGUGCAGAGGCUUCAGAAAGAAGUGAAACAUUCCCAACGAAUGAACUUUUUGGAAUCUCAGAGGAAUGUGCACCAUGCAGUACAGUCCCUGCAAGUUGAACGCCGGCAGAUGGCAGCCAGGAUAAAACGUUCGAUGGAAAAGCAUGACGAGGUUGUGCGUGCCAGACAUGCAAGACAGCAACAUGCACAUCAGCAGAUGUUGUUUGAGGCAUUUCAAGAAAGCCUGCGAACCCGAAAAGCAGACCUUCAAGAAGCCCUCAAAAUGGCACGAGAUAAGAAAGUGCGUGAAGAGGACCGUCACAGGGCUCAGAUUGCCUCCCUCAAGAAUUUCUAUGACAUGCAGCUGUCACUACUCUCUGAAGCACUGGCAAAGGAAAAAAUGGAGUUCCAGCAACGGGCACAAGCGCAAAGCAAGGUGUUGGACAAAAUGCGACGCGAGUUUAGGAAUAGACUGGAUGAAGAGACCCGACGCUUGCAAGUGGAGUUCGCAGAGACAGGCGUAACACAACUGCGGCCAUCUGACACGAGGAAACGUAUCCGCUUCACGUGAAGUGUGGAAUGUUCUCCACUGAUAUACAGGGUGUAUUUUUUAGGCGAUACAGAUUUUUCAUUAAAAAACUAUAAGGGCUAUUGA